Staurois parvus is the source of this 498-nucleotide messenger RNA. The record is from the annotation of a GenBank genome assembly. Lineage: Eukaryota; Metazoa; Chordata; Amphibia; Anura; Ranidae.
AUGAAAAUCACCUACGGACAAUGUGGGGACGUUCUGAGGUCGCUGGGGCAGAAUCCGACCAACGCUGAAGUCAUGAAAGUCCUCGGACGGCCAAAACCAGAAGAACUGAACACUAAACUGAUGGACUUUGACACCUUCCUGCCCAUGAUGCAGCACAUCUCCAGGUCCAAGGAGAAGGGAACCUACGAGGACUUUGUAGAGGGAUUGCGCGUCUUCGACAAAGAAGGCAACGGCACCGUCAUGGGCGCUGAGAUCCGGCACGUCCUGGCGACUCUAGGUGUGGAGGCAAAUUAUUUAAGGUGGACUUUUGACCGUCCAAAUCUUUAUGCGUACAUUCCUGACCUACAACAAUUCUCAGAGAAGGUCCAACUUUUACCAUUCCUUGGCACCAGUCAGUGGCCUUGCGUAGGCCGAGACACACAUACCUGGAUUCAGUUUGCAGGAGGUUCCUUCAACAGCUCACAGGUUUGGACUUUGACCCAAACCCCGUCGAAGUGA